Molecule: messenger RNA, 1110 nt
Organism: Didymosphaeria variabile
Lineage: Eukaryota; Fungi; Ascomycota; Dothideomycetes; Pleosporales; Didymosphaeriaceae
Exons: 3
Coding region: 1-1110 (369 amino acids)
Biological process (GO): NADPH regeneration
Cellular component (GO): cytoplasm
Molecular function (GO): nucleotide binding; oxidoreductase activity
Source: RefSeq, a predicted model, not a curated record
AUGUCUUUAGAGAAAAGAAAGAUCGUAAACGUCGGGUUGAUCGGCUGUGGCGAGAUCGCGCAAGUCGUUCAUAUUCCAACACUCCUGUUCAUGCGCGAAUAUUUCCGCAUCACCUACCUGUGCGACGUCUCCCCGGCUGCCCUGGAGCACUGCUCCCGCAGCAUUCCCAACAAACACCAGGCCACACGCAAUGUCGAAGAACUGUGCGCCUCAAAUGAAGUAGACGUUGUAUUGGUGGCGAAUUCGGACGAGUACCACGCAGCACACGCGGUCGUUGCGCUUCGACACGACAAACAUGUGCUGGUAGAGAAGCCGCUCGCAUUGACAAAACGAGAUGCCGAGGCCGUCGCUGAUGCCGAGAAGAAGAGCAAGGGCAGUGUCAUGGUAGGGUAUAUGCGACGGUAUGCAGCGCCGUUCGAGGAUGCAGUGAAAGAGAUUGGCGGUCUUGACAAGAUUCUCUAUGCAAGAGUAAGAGAUAUAAUCGGGCCCAACUCUGCUUUCGUACAUCAAAGCGGUACUUUUCCGAAGAAGUUUACAGAUUUCACCCAAGCAGAUUCGAUGGACAAAGAUGAGCGGGCAAAGGAAAUGGUCAAAACAGCCCUCGAGAACGAAGCUGGAGGGGUUGAUGUGACGCCAGAAUCCACUCUCAUGUGGCGGCUAUUCGGCAGCCUUGGUUCGCACGACCUCUCUGUGAUGAGAGAAGUUCUGGGUAUGCCGGAGAAAGUUGUUGGGUCAUCGCUCGGUUUUCCUUUCUGGAAUGUCCUCUUCAAGUACUCUACGUUUACAGUCUCUUACGAGUCGGGGAUCGACAACGUUCCUCGAUUCGAUGCGCACAUCGAAGUAUACGGCGCCAACAAGACGGUAAAGGUGCAGUACGAUACUCCCUAUGUCAAGGGCCUACCUGUCACAUUGCACAUGGCUGAGAACGUCGACGGAGUCUACAAAGAGUCUAUGAUACGGAAAUCGUACGAGGACCCGUACACGCAGGAGAUGAAGAAGCUAUGGGAGAUGGUGGCUGAAGGAAAAUCGGUGAAAACGACGGCGCAAGAUGCUCUGCAGGACCUAGAAGUCUUCAACAUGGCGAUGAAGCAUUUUUACGGCAGUCCUUGA